Messenger RNA from Bactrocera dorsalis (oriental fruit fly), 2921 nucleotides. RefSeq names its product UDP-glucosyltransferase 2. Gene Ontology annotation, molecular function: UDP-glycosyltransferase activity. Bases 616 to 2364 code for a protein of 582 amino acids. The record is from RefSeq and is a predicted model, not a curated record. The transcript is spliced from 2 exons. NCBI's taxonomy places the organism in Eukaryota, Metazoa, Arthropoda, Insecta, Diptera, Tephritidae.
AGUCAAAGGUGUAAUUAAGAAAAAGUGUAAACGUUAGAUUGAAAUUGCUUGUAAUUUUCGCGCGUACAGUGGGCUAAGUGCUAUCUUAGGUGACCACGCAGUAAGAAAUCGAUUGCCAUAUGACUUCCGUUUUUGACAUUUCAAAAGGUUUUGCUUGCUUAGAGAGCUACGAGUAUGUGACGCUCCAACUUUUUCUCCGAUAACUAUUUCCGAAGCAUUAUCUUCAAGCAUAAGCUUUAUUUUUCGUAGAAUUUGCUUUACCUUAUGCCUAGCGCAUAUUGGAAGAUUGUUAUCGAUUGUUUCAGCCAUCAUUAAACCUUCCCUACUUCGUCAGUUAUUAAGCGCGGAGAAAAAUAAACCUCAUUCAGCUCAGCGUAGGAUCGCCUGAACCCUCUCUCGCUCUCUGUGCCUCUUUGUACGGACGACUCUGUUUUUAGAAUAAGCUCUCAGCUCUGGCGUAGUCACACUGCUAUAACUGUGAAGCCUCUCUUCCCAAUAAACGGUAUUCUACAAGAACUCUGUCAGUUUCGCUUCAGUUUAAUUUUAACUGCAGUUUGCGCUGUAUUUUCACAAAUAUUUCGUACCACGUUUAAACGCGCAAAAUUUGUUAGAAAAAUGCGUACACGCCUCUUAUACUGUCAGCUCGUCCUACUUUUGACUGUGUUGCUGAGUAGGUGCAACGCCUUCCAACGCCACACGUCAACUGUUCAUGGAAAGAUCUUAUGCCUCUUUGCGACGUACAAUUUGGACGCAUUUCGCUAUCACCUACGCUUGGCGGACUUUCUCGCGAGGUAUCACGAUGUGACGGUCGUUGGUGUCUUGCCGAUACCCUCGCCCUAUCAAUAUUCCAAUUUCAAAUACGUACGCUUGGCCAACACCGAGUCCUCGCCUGAAGCACACGAUCCCUCGUAUCGGUUUAUGAAAUUGUACUAUCAAUGGCAGCAGUUUGCCGAACUGGGCAGAUAUUAUAUAGGGCUUUUGGACGCACAUCCACCAGGCACAUUCAAUUUGGUCAUUGUGGCGUAUUACUUCAAUCUCGGACACUUGAUGCUUGCCGGCUGCUUUAAAGCGCCCAUUAUAUUGAGCACCGAAACGCCUCCCUCGUUCAUAACCAAUUGGGAGGUGGGUAAUCCGCGCGAGGAAGGCUACUUGACAUCCGAAUUCGCCGAAAGCCGUUUAAUAUCGAAUUCAUAUCUGAGACGUUUAAUAAAUAUGAUUAUCGAUAAGUUCAUUGAGGGGUUAUUUGGCGUCGCACACGAAAUUUUCCACCGCCUACACAGUAAUUCAAACUUACACUUCAAUUGCCAGAAUAUCAGAAUGGACGAUGUGCGUCGCAAUAUUUCGUUGGUCUUCACCAAUAAUCAUUUCUCGCAGGGGCCCAUACGCCCGAAUGUGCCGACGAUGGUGGAGAUUGGUGGCGUACAAAUACCGGAACGUCGCAUUCCUUUGCCGCAACACAUAGCCGAUCAUAUAAACAAAGCCGUACAUGGUGUUAUUUAUAUCAAUCUCGGUAAGGGUGCCAAUUGCACUAACUUGCCCAGAGAGCUGCUCGAUUCAUUGCACGACGUGCUCGUCGAAUCACAACGCUACGUACUAUGGCGUUGGGCGGAUUGUGGCAAGCCGCGAGAGGACUCGAAAAUACUUUACACGCGCUGGAUGCCGCAGAACGAUAUUUUAGCGCAGAAGAAAGUAAAGCUCUUCAUAACACACGGCAGUAUGAGCAGCUUAGGUGAGGGCCAAUAUCAUGCUGUGCCCAUGCUGGGCGUGACCUACUCGAGUGAACUAGUAGGUAACGUCAAGUUCCUAGCACAAUUCAAGCUCGCAGAACGCAUUGACGCCUACAAGACAAAUAAGGAUGAAAUUCGAAGCAAGCUCUUUAACAUGCUCAACGAUCAGUCAUAUCAGGAGCGUGCGGCGCUUUACUCGCUCCUAUAUCGCGAUCGCCAAUUGACGCCGCGCGAAACAGUACUCUAUUGGGUGAACUAUGUGCUGCGCUAUGGAGGCACGCCACAUAUGCGUUCGCCGGCCGCCGAAAUGACGCAACUACAAAUGCUCGGACUCGAUUUGAUUGUUUUUACUUUUUCUACCAUAUUCCUGAUGUGGAAGUUUCGCGGUUUCUUAUGGAAUUGCCUAACCGGUCGCAUGUUCGGCAAUAUUCGCAAAUUUCUGCGUAGAUAUCUUUUUGGAAAGGAUUACGAGAUAGUGAUAGAAAAAUAUUCAAACAUACGUUACGAUGAAGCUGUGGUGGAUGCGGCGCGUGAAUGUCAAAUACGCCCUCAGACUGUUAAAGAUCCGGAUGCGCCGAGAGUGGUGCCCGUGAAAACGGCACGUCAGCGAAAAUUCGCCGGACGACGCAAACGCUAGACAACACGGACGAUAGUAACACUACUACACACUUAUACAGUUACACGAAAGAGUAGUAGGUCUUGACAAAUGGACUUGACGCACCAAAAUUGAACUCGAAGCAUGCGUGGGGUCGCUGAUGGUGCACAAUGACGGACGAAAAAACGAAUAUUAAGUGUUCUAUAAGUAAGGCAGUCAAUUGAUCAUUAAGGCUAAGCACAUAGCGGUAUGGAGUGCUGAGUAACGAAAAAAAUUUAUGAACAGAAGGGUAUAUUUGACAACAUUUGUUGUGCGGCCUCGCCCUUUCAGUUUUCUUUACUUUGUUUAGGCUUCAAUGUGUGCUUAGCCUUAGACAGUUAUAAAAAGAGUUUAGCUUAGACGCAAAACCGUAAAAAAAUAUUAUUGUGUGCAUAAAAUUUUAAACAAAAAUUGUAUAUUUUCAACCAAAGCAACAAAAUAAGUUUAAAAAAAUAUUUAAAUUUAAUAUUUAUUUUUAGCGUUGUUUGUGUUGUUUUUAUGUGAAAAAAGUGUAUAAAAUGUGUUUAUUAUUGUAUAAAAAAUUAAAAAGAAAUGUUUUU